Messenger RNA from Monomorium pharaonis (pharaoh ant), 4180 nucleotides. RefSeq names its product solute carrier family 46 member 3-like. Gene Ontology annotation, cellular component: membrane. The record is from RefSeq and is a predicted model, not a curated record. Gene Ontology annotation, molecular function: transmembrane transporter activity. Gene Ontology annotation, biological process: transmembrane transport. Lineage: Eukaryota; Metazoa; Arthropoda; Insecta; Hymenoptera; Formicidae.
GCUCAGUUGCCGUCCGUACGACAUCGCCGACAUCGGACGCGGUUGUCGUCGACCGGCAUCGCGCCCCGUUUCCGCCUCGGCCGAAGGCAAAAAUCGCUUUCGCAUUUCUCUCGUCGGUCAUUGAAGUCACGCGCGCGCGCGCCGCAAGGUUCCUCCAAGGAAAAUGAUCUCCACGCGACUACCGCUCUGCGCCACUCGCCCCCUGAUAGAAGGGAAAACGCGUACGGACAGCGUAUUCGGGCCGGCGACAGCCAUCGUCAUCUAAGGGGAGGAACUUUCGCAACCUGGGAGGAACGUGUCAGGGACGCCCGGAGGCUGCGAAGUGAUCGAUCACGCCGGAUGGAUCGCCCGGAUGGUGAAAGAGGCAGCUUACGCAACGCGGAUUAGUCGUAUACGGUUUCUCGUGUGAGUAGGUGGACACCCCCCCGCGAGAGGCUCGUUGACAUCAUCCGGGCGCGAGGACGCUCGUAGAGACCUCGGGACCGCCGGCCAGCGCGGCGAUUUGGAUCGCCGGUGUAACCUGGACCGCCCGACAGAAACGAUGUAUCGUCGAAACGUGAGGUACAUGAAGCCGAAAAAGAUCGUGAUCCGCCGACGCAAGAACAAGUACUCCCUGGGCAGGAAGAUGAACACGAUAAUCAUGACGCGUCGUUCGUUUAUCAACAUGUCAAUGUUGAGGAUGUCGGAUUAGGAUUCCGUGCCGCGCGGGGAAACGGUGGAGGUGGAGAUUUGGCGCACCGGGCGGCUGCUGCCGCACGUUAUGCUCCAUCGCGGAAGGUACACUCGCGUGUCAAGGUGAUCACCGUCAUGCUUUUCGCGGGUCGGGAAAGGGGAACGAGCGGGACCAGCGGGACGAUCGCCGGGGAGGAAUAGGAGCGUCCGUCCCUCCCCCCCCUCCCUCCUCCGGAGGCCUCGGGCACCGUCAUCGGCAGGGGGCUGACCUUGACCCGAAAACUACCGCGGGGCGGAAUCGGAAGCGACUCGCUCUCGUGGAGCAUUAGCCGCGGCCCGCGUGUGUGCCGUGCACCGCGGAGGAGCGGCGAUUAGGCGCGAACGUCGUCCGGCGACGACGUUGCCCGGCGAGGGGGCCAGCCGCGUGUGCUUAGUGCCUGGGUGGAUGUACACGAAGGCAGAUCAACACUCGCUAAGCGCUGCGGGAGGCAGACCGUAGGAAAGAACGGCGAGCGAGCGGUGACAGCGCGGCCCCGGGGAAGAGGUGGUACGGGGUAUACUGGGCACGCUGCUGCUGCUGCCUGCUGCUGAACGGUGGUGGACCGGCGAAGGAAGGAGACAGAUAACGCCGCCGCCGUCUCGUAAUGCACGAUGGUGCAUUAGCCGGGAGUCGCGGGACCACCGUGCGAUUUCUCUCGAACAGCCUGAGCCCGAGAGAGUCCAGGUUUUCCAUUUCGAUCUCGGACCGAUCGUGCACCGUCGGACAAUUGAGAGAGAACUCUACAAUUCCUCUAGUCCUCUAAGAGGGAGAUUAGAUUUGGACCUGCCUUUCUUCCUCCUUGGCGUGAAAUCAUGUCCGAGAUCACGACGACGAUCGGUACGCCCGCCGGGCUCGCACCCGGCGAGAAGAAACAGUCGAUCGCCGUGGCCGACAAGUCCGACAGCGCCGUCACUUGGAAGUCCAUGAGCAUCCGGCAGAAAUGGUCCUUCCUGACCAGCAACAUCACCGUCGAGCCGAUGGUCGCGUGCUACGUGAUACCCAGCGUGCUCUCCCAGCUGGCCACGCAGAAUCUCAUCCUCGAGAAGGCGUGCCGGGUGAACCUGGCUUACUCGGACGAGGUGUGCUCAGCUCUGUCCGCCAGGAACACGACCGGCUACGAGGCCGAGGAGACCGCGGUACAGCAGAUGGUGGCGCGUAUGCAGACCUGGAAGACGCCGCUGCAGAGCGCCCUGCCGACCAUGCUGAUCCUGUUCAUGGGCGCGUGGAGCGAUCGCACCGGCCUGAGGAAGCCCUGCAUGCUGCUGCCGAUCAUCGGCGAGUUCUUCAGCAGUGUCACCCUCAUCGCCUGCACCUACUGGUUCAACGAGCUGCCCAUGGAGGUGGUCGUGCUCGAGUCGCUGUGGCCCGCGCUGACCGGCGGCUGGUUCACCAUGUUCAUGGGUAUCUUCAGCUACAUAGCGGACAUCACGACAGUGGAAUCGAGAACUCUUAGGAUCGGCGCGGCCAACGUCUUCGUAUCUUUGGGCGUGCCGAUCGGCAUGGCCCUAUCAGGGAUAUUGUACUCGAAGCUGGGUUUCUAUGGUGUUUUCAGCAUCGCGAUGGUGUGUUACAUACUAAGCUUUGUGUACGGCCUAGUGGUUAUCAAGGAGCCGCCGAGGGUGAUCAUAGAACGCUCGCGGAAAAAGUCUCUACCGAGUGAGGGUAAGCGGACCUCGUUGUGCGCCUUUGUGCUGGACUUUUUCUCGUUGAAACAUAUAGAGGAGACGUUUCGCGUGGCGUUCAAGAAAGGGGCGCACAAUCGCCAGAAGAGGGUCAUCGUGCUCAUGGUCAUUAUUAUGGUCGUCAUCGGACCUCUUUACGGCGAAAUGGCGGUUCUCUAUCUUUACAUGCGGUACCGAUACAACUGGAACGAAGUGACGUUCAGCAUGUUCUCCACGUUUGGCAUGGUAACUAAUCUGAUCGGUACCGCGAUCUCCGUCGGUAUCUUCAACAUUCUCAAGAUAGACGACGCGAGUGGUAUCAUGAGCUGCACGAGUAAAAUUUUAGCAAGUUUCGUUUACGCGUUCGCCACGUCCGCCUGGAUGGUCUACGUAGCCGCUAUCGUGGAAAUCGUGAACGGCACGUCUUUCAUCGCCAUGCGAUCGAUAGCCUCCAAGCUCGUGCCCACGGACGAGCUCGGUAAGGUGAAUUCGCUGUUCGGCGUAUGCGAGUCCCUGAUGCCGCUCGUUUACGGGCCAAUGUACAGCGCCAUUUACGCGGCGACCAUAAAUACGUUUCCGGGGACGUUCUUCAUCGCCGGAGGCUGCAUGACAAUGCCCGCGGUGUUUGCAUUCUUUUGGCUGUACACGGAGCAUCGAAAGGAUCGCAUGCUGAAGGAGCAGAAGGAACCCGAAGCCAUGAUGAAUCAUAAGGGCGAGGACGCGACAGAUUACAAUUUGAAGGCAUCGAACCCUCGGACCAUCGUGGACCCGCAGAAGAACCCACAGAAGGCCGAGAUGAUGAAUGGCAUAGACAACGCGGCCUUCGAAUCCGAGCAGUUGUGAUCUCACGAUUUACGUGAUCAUUUUUUUUUAAUACGAAGACGUACGAUACAUCAAUAAUACCUCAUCAAAAAGACAAGGACUGAAGGGAUACCUUAAGGCCACUACUGCGAUAAUUAAUGUUGGUCACGUUGUUGAUGAAGGUGCUAGCGAAUUGGCUUCACGAGGAGAAAUGAUACCACUUUAUUAGCAAUCAAACGGUAUAUAUAUAAAUUCAAGGUGUACGAAGAGAUUCCGACGAUUCGUUGCACCUUUCGUUACACCUUCGGGAAGGUUGAACUUGAGAAACUCUCAAUAGUGAAGAUAACAGUACUAAUUUAGUGACAAUAAAAGGAACAAAAUAAUUUUUUAGAGUUAAAGGAGAAAUGCUUCUCCAAACUGAUGUCUAAUGGAAUUCUCGUUCUGGAGUUUUCAGUGCCCCGUGAGAGAACGAAUUAGGCAAUUCUGAAUUACGGCAUUUCUUAAAUCCUACGCAACUGCUAACUGUUAUCACCUUCAUACUGCAUCAAGGUGUAAAUAAAGCACUUUAUUGGGACUUCCUCUUUGCCAUCCAUGACUUCACUUACUGCUGCUUGUAGAUCUUGUUUCAAGUAUUCUCAAGAGAUGAGAGAUACUCCGAAUGAAGGAUAACUACCAGCUUAUUUCUAAUUUAACGUUUUUAGCGGGAAAUAGUGACUAACGAGAGUUAAAAGAGAUACGUUUUUUUUUUUUUAAGAUUUGACGACGUGCAAUUAAUGCAAUUCACUUAUUUUUAGAAAGAACAUAAUUCCGAGCAUCCUUGGUUUUUUUUAUUAACCACGAAAAAAAACACUCUUUGAUCUGCUACAUAAAUACGUACGAAGGUCCCACUUUAAUAUCUUUCAGAGUAAAGUUCUUUCUAAGAUGACUCAUUUAGUUAUAUGUAAUAUAUACUAUACAUAUGUAAUAUAUAUAUAUAUAUAUAUAAUUUGUUGUCAUUUCUUGCAAA